AUGACCAGUGAUCAGGAGGUGCAGAGACUUCGUCUGGAGAAACAGGAUCUGGAACGAAGUAUAGAGCAGCAGACUGAUCGCGUCGAUAUGGCAAACGAACGAGUGAGGAAGGCGGAGACAUUCGCCAACGAGUGCCAGAUUGAACUAGGCAGAGUUCGCGUCGAAAACUCGGAGCUUGACAAGCAGAAUGCAACCUUGGACAAACAGAUCAAGGAACUGAAGCUUCGGAUUGUCGACCUGGAGACGAAGUCAUUCGCUAGUUCCCCACGCCCUCCUCGCCGCAUGGACAGUCGGAUCGAGGAGCUUACCAGUCAGCUGAACCAGUCCUCCCGAGACAAGACGGAUUCCGUGCGCCUGCAGCGAACCGCUGACCAGGCUACAAGGGAUGUCAAAUACCAGCUUGCGGAAUCUGAUCGACAGAGAGCGAGGCUCGAGGACGAGAUCAAGGGGUAUGAGGCGAGGGUACAGAAUUUGAGGGAUGACAUCAACGAAUUGACAACCUCUCAGAGCGAGAUGCAGCUUGCCCAACGAAGAGCAGAACGUGAAGCCGCUGAUUACAAGCGGAAGGCUCUCGACUUGGAGCGAGAAGUCGAGCGCCUGCGAAGCCGGCUGGACCGACCUGCAUCUUCUUUGCUCGACCGCGGCUCUCCUAUGAGCUCCCCGCGCAAGUUCGGCUCCUGA
This is a messenger RNA of Punctularia strigosozonata HHB-11173 SS5, 681 nucleotides long. RefSeq lists its product as uncharacterized. NCBI's taxonomy places the organism in Eukaryota, Fungi, Basidiomycota, Agaricomycetes, Corticiales, Punctulariaceae. The transcript has 4 exons. Bases 1 to 681 code for a protein of 226 amino acids. The record is from RefSeq and is a predicted model, not a curated record. Gene Ontology annotation, cellular component: myosin complex.